AUGCCCCACGUCUCAGCGCCUUUGGUGCUGCUUCCUGCUUGGCUCAUGAUGGUCGCCUGCAGCCCGCACGCCCUAAGGAUCGCUGCGAUCUUGGAUGACCCCAUGGAGUGCAGCAGAGGGGAGCGGCUCUCCAUCACCCUGGCCAAGAACCGCAUCAACCGUGCUCCUGAGAGGCUGGGCAAGGCCAAGGUCGAAGUGGACAUCUUUGAGCUUCUCAGAGACAGCGAGUAUGAGACUGCAGAAACCAUGUGUCAGAUCCUCCCCAAGGGGGUGGUUGCCGUCCUGGGACCAUCGUCCAGCCCAGCCUCCAGCUCCAUCAUCAGCAACAUCUGUGGGGAGAAGGAGGUCCCUCAUUUCAAAGUGGCCCCAGAGGAGUUUGUUAAGUUCCAGUUCCAGAGAUUUACAACCCUGAACCUCCACCCCAGCAACACCGACAUCAGCGUGGCUGUAGCUGGGAUCCUGAAUUUCUUCAACUGCACCACCGCCUGCCUCAUCUGUGCCAAAGCAGAAUGCCUUUUAAACCUAGAGAAGCUGCUCCGACAAUUCCUUAUCUCCAAGGACACACUCUCAGUCCGGAUGCUGGAUGACACCCGGGACCCCACCCCACUCCUCAAGGAGAUCCGGGACGACAAGACCGCCACCAUCAUCAUCCAUGCCAACGCCUCCAUGUCCCACACCAUCCUCCUGAAGGCAGCUGAACUAGGGAUGGUGUCAGCCUAUUACACGUACAUCUUCACUAAUCUGGAGUUCUCACUCCAGAGAAUGGACAGCCUUGUGGAUGAUCGUGUCAACAUCCUGGGAUUUUCCAUAUUCAACCAAUCCCAUGCUUUCUUCCAAGAGUUUUCCCAGAGCCUCAACCAGUCCUGGCAGGAGAACUGUGACCACGUGCCCUUCACUGGGCCUGCGCUCUCCUCAGCCCUGCUGUUUGACGCCGUCUAUGCUGUAGUGACCGCCGUGCAGGAGCUGAACCGGAGCCAGGAGAUCGGAGUGAAGCCCCUGUCCUGCGGCUCGGCCCAAAUCUGGCAGCACGGCACCAGCCUCAUGAACUACCUGCGCAUGGUAGAAUUGGAAGGUCUCACCGGCCACAUUGAAUUCAACAGCAAAGGCCAGAGGUCCAAUUAUGCCUUGAAAAUCCUACAGUUCACACGGAAUGGCUUUCGGCAGAUCGGCCAGUGGCACGUGGCGGAGGGCCUCAGCAUGGACAGCCGCCUCUACGCUUCCAACAUCUCGGACAGUCUCUUCAACACCACCCUGGUCGUCACCACCAUCCUGGAAAACCCGUAUCUAAUGCUGAAGGGGAACCACCAGGAGAUGGAAGGCAAUGACCGCUAUGAGGGCUUCUGUGUGGACAUGCUCAAGGAGCUGGCAGAGAUCCUACGGUUCAACUACAAGAUCCGCCUGGUUGGGGAUGGCGUGUAUGGCGUUCCCGAGGCCAACGGCACCUGGACGGGAAUGGUCGGGGAGCUGAUCUCCAGGAAAGCAGAUCUGGCUGUGGCAGGCCUCACCAUUACAGCUGAACGGGAGAAGGUGAUUGAUUUCUCUAAGCCAUUCAUGACUCUGGGAAUUAGCAUUCUUUACCGAGUUCAUAUGGGACGCAGACCUGGCUAUUUCUCCUUCCUGGACCCAUUUUCUCCAGGCGUCUGGCUCUUCAUGCUUCUGGCCUAUCUGGCUGUCAGCUGUGUCCUCUUCCUUGUGGCUCGGUUGACGCCCUACGAGUGGUACAGCCCACACCCGUGUGCCCAGGGCCGGUGCAACCUGCUAGUGAACCAGUACUCCCUUGGCAACAGCCUCUGGUUUCCAGUUGGGGGCUUCAUGCAGCAGGGCUCCACCAUCGCCCCCCGCGCCUUAUCCACUCGCUGUGUCAGUGGCGUCUGGUGGGCAUUCACGCUGAUCAUCAUCUCAUCCUAUACGGCCAACCUGGCAGCCUUCCUGACUGUGCAGCGCAUGGAUGUGCCCAUCGAGUCAGUGGAUGACCUGGCUGACCAGACUGCCAUUGAAUACGGCACAAUUCAUGGAGGCUCCAGCAUGACCUUCUUCCAAAAUUCCCGCUACCAGACCUACCAACGCAUGUGGAAUUACAUGUAUUCCAAGCAGCCAAGUGUGUUCGUGAAAAGCACGGAGGAGGGGAUCGCCAGGGUGUUGAAUUCCAACUAUGCCUUCCUGCUGGAGUCCACCAUGAACGAGUACUACCGGCAGCGAAACUGCAACCUCACUCAGAUUGGGGGCCUGCUGGACACCAAGGGCUAUGGGAUUGGCAUGCCAGUCGGCUCAGUUUUCCGGGACGAGUUUGAUCUGGCCAUUCUCCAGCUGCAGGAGAACAACCGCCUGGAGAUCCUGAAGCGCAAAUGGUGGGAAGGGGGGAAGUGCCCCAAGGAGGAAGAUCACAGAGCUAAAGGCCUGGGAAUGGAGAAUAUUGGUGGAAUCUUUGUGGUUCUUAUUUGCGGCUUAAUCGUGGCCAUUUUUAUGGCUAUGUUGGAGUUUUUAUGGACUCUCAGACACUCAGAAGCAACUGAGGUGUCCGUCUGCCAGGAGAUGGUGACCGAGCUGCGCAGCAUCAUCCUGUGUCAGGACAGCAUCCACCCCCGCCGGCGGCGCGCUGGGGUCCCGCAGCCCCGGCCCCCCAUCCCCGAGGAGCGUCGGCCCCGGGGCACGGCCACGCUCAGCAAUGGCAAGUUGUGCGGGGCCGGGGAGCCGGACCAGCUGGCGCAGAGACUGGCCCAGGAGGCCGCCCUGGUGGCCCGCGGCUGCACCCACAUCCGCGUGUGCCCCGAGUGCCGCCGCUUCCAGGGCCUGCGGGCGCGGCCGUCGCCCGCCCGCAGCGAGGACAGCCUGGAGUGGGAGAAGGCCACCAACAGCAGCGAGCCCGAGUAG
This is a messenger RNA of Cynocephalus volans (Philippine flying lemur), 2871 nucleotides long. RefSeq names its product glutamate ionotropic receptor kainate type subunit 4 (gene GRIK4). The coding region runs from base 1 to 2871 and encodes 956 amino acids. Gene Ontology annotation, biological process: monoatomic ion transport; synaptic transmission, glutamatergic; modulation of chemical synaptic transmission. NCBI's taxonomy places the organism in Eukaryota, Metazoa, Chordata, Mammalia, Dermoptera, Cynocephalidae. The transcript has 19 exons. Gene Ontology annotation, cellular component: postsynaptic density membrane; kainate selective glutamate receptor complex; plasma membrane. The record is from RefSeq and is a predicted model, not a curated record. Gene Ontology annotation, molecular function: transmitter-gated monoatomic ion channel activity involved in regulation of postsynaptic membrane potential; kainate selective glutamate receptor activity.